Molecule: messenger RNA, 1625 nt
Organism: Dermacentor albipictus
Lineage: Eukaryota; Metazoa; Arthropoda; Arachnida; Ixodida; Ixodidae
Product: mitochondrial amidoxime-reducing component 1-like
Molecular function (GO): pyridoxal phosphate binding; molybdenum ion binding; catalytic activity
Source: RefSeq, a predicted model, not a curated record
AUUUGUUCUUUUCCCUUUUUUUUUCAGUUUUCUUUCUCCAACUGACCCUCCCUUGGUUAUGCGGACGGACGGCCGCAGAGCCGACGCACGCGCUUGCGAAGUUGUAGCGCGGCAGCCUUUGGUGACAGCAGUUUAAGGAGUUUGACGAUGUGAAGUGCCCGUGACUGGCGUCACCUCCUCAACUGCACUCUCCAUCUUAAGCUUAUAUCCGUUAUCACUACCCAAGUGUGCCGACCACGCGGGCGUUACGUGCUUCGUGGCGGUUUCGCUGAUCAACGUUCGAGGCCUAUUUCGCGUUCAAGGGUGCGCCGAUUCAGCCCGUCAAACGUAACGAUAGUUUUUGAUAUCUUCUGAACAUAUCUGUGCUGCGGUCUUAGCGAAAAUGAAAGCGUGACCUUGACUUGGCAUCUUGACGUGUGGAGCCAGCGUUGGGGUAGUUGCCAGUGUACACUGCAAGGCAGCCUUACCAAAUCUUGAGACCUUUCUUGAACUGACAUUGAAAAUAUGCCCUCUUGUAACCAUAUCUAUACCAGAGGAGCCGCAAAACUAAAAUACACAACAAGCAAUGUCAUUCCCUGUGUUAAGAGCCCCACACGUGAGCACCAUUGCUCUGGCAACUGCAGCAGCAAGUGGUGUAGCUGCAGCUGCAACUUUUCUUUUGCUGAGGCACAGGGCUGCCCGCAAGAAUAACUUUGUGCCUGUGGGGCGUGUGGCCAAUAUUUUCAUCUACCCAAUUAAGGCAAUUGCCGGGAUAGAGGUGCCCUAUGCAGACUGCGUUGUGACUGGACCAGUCUACGAGGGACUCAGAGACAGGUUUAUGUUGAUUGUGAAAGGAGACAACUUCAUUUCAAUGCGUGAGGAGCCCCGCCUUGGCCUGAUCAAGACGAGUUUUGAAAAUGGCAAAUUGACACUGAUGGCUGAUGGUCACCCACCGCUUGUCAUUGAUGCCUGUGACCCGGAUGAGUUAAGCAAGCCUUCUUUUACUGUCAGAAUGCGGCAAUUCAGCUACAAUGCUGUGGAAGUGUCUGAAGAAGCAUCAAAGUGGUUGGGGGAGUACCUCCAGAAAGAUGAUAUUCGUCUUGUGAGAGUAAUUCUUGACCAAGAAACACUUGACCGAGGAAGGAACUGCCCAGUCUCGUUGGUCUGCCAUGAUGAAUCAGCAUUUCAUGUGCUGUCCAAAGGUUCACUUGAUGACUUAUGGUCGAAGCUUCCUGCAGGCAGCAACAUUGGACGGAAAAAUUUUCGACCUGCCCUCUUUAUUGAUAAGUGUGAAGCCUAUGCAGAGGACCAUUGGGGCCGCAUGAGGAUUGGUGAUGCAGAAAUGGCCUUAUCACAUCGCACCACAAGGUGCCUUGUUACAACUGUUGAUCAAGAUACCGGUGUCAGGACUGACAAGGAGCCCCUGGUCACGUUGCGGAAGUACAGAGUGGACAAGUCACCUAAAGGAAUUCAAAAGUAUACGCAUCAACCUCUGUUUGGUAUCAGCACCUAUCACAUCAAAGAUGGCAGGGUUAAGGUUGGAGACACAGUAUAUGCAGUGGUAUCACCAAAGCCUCUUCUGUGAGAAUGCAAUCCUAUAAGUCUGCGCUGUUGUGUAUGUGAUUCUGUCUGCUGAUUUUAAAUGC